Messenger RNA from Bacillus rossius redtenbacheri, 9507 nucleotides. RefSeq names its product SH3 domain-containing kinase-binding protein 1-like. Lineage: Eukaryota; Metazoa; Arthropoda; Insecta; Phasmatodea; Bacillidae. The coding region runs from base 177 to 2141 and encodes 654 amino acids. The record is from RefSeq and is a predicted model, not a curated record. Gene Ontology annotation, biological process: cell migration; actin filament organization. Gene Ontology annotation, molecular function: protein binding. The transcript is spliced from 12 exons.
UAGUGAAUGUUAGGCAUCCGAUGUAGAACGAGUAGUGAAUAAUGUCAGUCGUGUUUACGUAUGAUAUCAUCGUUAGGGUAGGGCACUUUGAUGUACUUGUUAAACGGGGUUAAUUUAUGGCAGUUUUUCCCACUGAAUUUGCUUGAAUUUAAAGGGAACUUCGAGUCUGGUAUAACAUGGUUGAAGCUGUUGUGGAGUUCGAUUACGUUGCUCAAGAACCAGACGAGCUGUCAUUGCGGAAAGGUGACAUAAUUACAAACAUACGCACACAACCAGGUGGAUGGUGGGAAGGUAGCUUAAAGGGUAAAAGAGGCAUGUUCCCUGAUAAUUUCGUGAAGGUGACCACUGAGGGGAAGCCGGCCGGUCAGGAAGGACCCAGCAAGAAGUCACUGAGCCGCCGCUGCAAGGUUCUCUUCAGCUACCAGCCAGUCAACGACGAUGAACUUCUCCUCAAAGUCAACGAAAUCAUAGACAUUGUUGGGGAGGUGGAGGAAGGCUGGUGGAGGGGGAAAAUACGCAACACAGUUGGUGUGUUCCCGUCGAACUUCGUGAUGGAAUUGCCUGACGAGACUGCAGACAGUAGCCAGAAGACGCGCGGGAGCAGCCGGGAGGCAAGCGAGAGCGACGGAGACGUGUCUGCCUCCAUGUCCAGCCCGGACUCGAGUCAGCUGCUGGAUCACGACGCAGAGGCCCCCUCGCUUCCGCCCAAGCCAGUGAAGGAGACUUGCCGGGUGCUGUUCCCGUACGCGGCCUGCAACGAGGACGAGCUGACCUUGAAGGAGGGCGACGUGGUGGUUCUGCUGAGCCGCGACGUGCCCGACCAGGGCUGGUGGAAGGGCGAGCUGCGCGGCAAGGUCGGGCUGUUCCCCGACAACUUUGUCGAGGUGGUGCAGCAAGACGAGGCCCCCAAGAAGCCGGAACGCCCUCCGUCUAAGUCCCCCCUCGCCACCACGAACCGUGCCAGGGACAGCAUAACGAAGCCUCUGGUCCCAGCUUUUCCGAAGAGUGACUCCGGAGAGAGCGUGCCCAAGAAAGUGGUGGAGGCAACUCCGAAAACAGAAGACAAGGAGAAGCUGUCCGUCGCGGUACCCCCGCUCCCGGGGAAGAAGCCCUCGCUCCCCAUGAAGAAGCCCCAGCGCGCCGGGUUGCCCGAGGGCCUGUCGAAGAGGCAGCUGGACUUGGUGGACGGAGGGUGUCUCAGCCGGCCGCGUGGCGGGGCGGCUCCCCCGGUGUCGGAGUUCGACAGCGUCGAGCGCGCGGCCAUGCUCAGUCACCCGACCGCGUCGAGGGCGAGGGCCCCGCGCCGGCGACCUCCGACCUUCGCCAAGGAAGCUGAGGUGAACGGGCGGCUGAUGAACGGCUGCGCGGACGACCGCCUGGCGGAGGACGGCAUCCACGAGGAGGAGGAGGAGGAGGAGGAUGAGGGGGGGAAGGGCGCACGCGCAUGGGAGCGCAACAAGGCCCCGUGGAUGGACGAGCUGAAGCUGAGCCAGGCGCGCAAGAGCACGUCGCUCAGCCCCACGGCCAAGGGCGCGCCGAGCCCCCUCAGCCCCGGGGCGCCGGCUGUCGCAGGCAGGAGCCCCGAGCCCGCGGGGGACCGGCUGGCGUCGGCGCUGCCCCCCACCACCAGGGCCAGGACCGAGCCGAGCUCUGCGCGCCUGGGUAGCGCCAGGUCGAGCAGUGCCACGCCUGCCGUCGACGCAGAGGAAGGCGGGGCGCUAACCCCCGUGGAAGCGGCGAGGCCGAUGAGCAGCGUCGCGGCGGCCAGGCAGCAUGGGCCCCGCCCCCAGUCCAUGUUUGAGGGGCCGGCGCGCGGGCCCUCGCCCCUAGCGCGGCCGCUGUCCGCGCUGGCCAGCCCGCCGGGCGGCCGGCCGGCCGUGCCGAGCCCCGGCCAGACGCCCAAGCCGGAGUCCGCGACCAGCCUGUCGUCGCUGUCCGAGGGGGACGCCCUGGCGUCGCCCGUGCAGGUGGCGCAGCUCAAGGAGACGGUGUCCAGGCUGGAGCUGAAGAUGGAGCAGCAGCGCAAGGAGUUCAGCGCGGCGCUCGCGGAGCUGACUGCGAGGCUCGACGAGGAAGCGGAGAAGAGGGGCCGGAUCGAGCGCCAGCUCGAGAAGCUCUCCAACCUCGUCACGCAGGUGUGACGUUCCUCGUCUGUAUCGUUUGGCGUGGUCCCGAGCGAGACAGGUCUUCUGCGUCGGGUGGGCGCCGCUGCGGCGGGCACGGAACUUGUGUUUGUUAUCGCUGACUCGGCUUACAACGACAGCCCUCGGGGGGCGGUUCCGGCCUGCGUGCUCCUCCCCUAGACAGUCUGCAGAUGAUGUGUCGUGCGAAUCGCGGCUGCUGGUCGGGAGUUGGACAUUCCCGGGACGUAGAGGCGUGCGUUGGUAGCUGGAAAAAUUUGUACAUAUAAGUAUAACAUGAUUUUUUUUUUGUUUACUUUUGUUACAUUCCAUAUGUUAAUGUGCGAGGGAAAGCAUUUUUAUUUUUCAGGUUGUGAGUUCCCGAAUGUGAGUUAAGGUGCAACUUGUGUACACGACCGCUCGUAAUAAAAUUUUUUAAACGAGCUACUACCUGCUACACUUCAUUUUCUUUCACUCAUGAUAGUUGGUGCUAGCUUCGUCAUUUUUGUUUGCGAGUUAUUAGUCUCGUGUUAAGAUUGUGUUAAAAGAUGAAACAUGUCACGCGAGCUCUUUGUUCUAUGUGAAAUAACUGUGUUGGUGGCGAGAAGGUUUUAUUCUUUAUGGUGGGGUUUUUUUUACGAAAUGUUGUUUACAUGAUUAAUUUAUGACUAGUGUAACAGCUUUUGAUUUAUUUAUAAGACCCUAUCAUUAAGUAAAAAUGACUUUAUUUGCUGUAAGUACCUCAGAUAAAUAACAAAACUAAUAAUAAUUGUAACCUUUUGUCCGCUAAGCAGGAAACGUACUAGCAGGAAAAUAAUGCUGGGUUUCAACAACAAUUUUAGAAUUUAAUACAUCAUUACCGUGUUUACCUGCGUAUGGGCAGCACAUUUUAUUCUGAGCAUUAGUGUAAAAAAAAUGUAUUGCGAUCCUCAUGUGAAUGUUUUAUUUUGUUUUUUUAAAAAAAAAAUUAAAAUUUCACAGUGUGGUGAAAUAUAAGCAGAAAUAACUAUCCUUUGUUGGUUUUUAAUAAAUAACUCCAUGAGUAAGUGUAUUUUGUGUAGUUAAAAUAUCUCGACAGUGGGGUGAAGUGUAGUGAACAGCGCAGUUAUGGUAUGUCUGCCGCCCGCCUGGUCAGCAGUGACACAUCUGCUGCAUGGGUGCAGCGAGGAGGGGAAAAUCAAAAAAUUAACCAACCAGAGAGCGAGCGAGAGAGAGAGAGAGAGAGAGCUAAUGGCAUUGUUUACGGUUCUCCCUCCCUCGCAUCGUUCUAAAUGUUGGUGAACUGGCACCCUACCCACCAUUAACGUGUCUUAUCUUGACAGAUGUGUAUGACGCAGCUGUGCCCAAACAUUAUUGUUUUUUUUUUUGCGUGAGAGUCCCCAUGCUUUCAACUGAACAUUCCGUGACAAAACUUCAGCUGUCGUGUUGGUAACCGCGAGUGCUAGUUUUUAUACAAGGAACAGCUUUAUGCUGCUUUUCUCUCACUGCGGCAAUGGUUUGGGUAAAAAAUAAAAAUUAUAAUAGACAGGAGAGAAACAAUGGGUAUUUAAAAAUAAUAGCAGUAUUCUCCUCUCUCUUUUUUGUUAGGUAGUGCGGGAAUCGGAAGGGUUCUAAAUGUGGAAUGAGGGGGAAGGGGGAGAUGUGGGCAGGACUGCCACCUCGCAACCUCCCAUAGCAAUAAAGUGUGACAGAAAUACGCAAAGAAGAACCGAGGGUUAUCACCAGUGCUGUAUUUCUUACGAGCCAAUAAACCUAGACAUGGAACACAAAGACUUCACUUUUAUCCAUUGAACACUGCUGAAGACAUUUAUGGUACAACCCUUAUUUGAAUGCGACCCUUAUGGGGAAAAUGUUAAGAUUUUCAUGACAACCGAGAUUAUAGGUGCGAUCCAUACGCAGGGUAACCCUUCUCCGGGUAAAUACGAUACUUGUUUUUUGGACACACUUCAGCGUUUAUUAGUGGUUUUACUUUUACAGAGUUUGAUAUAAGUUCUUGCAGUGGGUGAUAUGUUUUUUUACCUGUGUGUGCCAUGCUCUUUUUAAAUCUGUAAUAUGUUGUUAUUCACCAUUGUAAAAUUAAUGGACCCAUUUCUGAAAUCCACCAUUGCUAAUGGCAGUGUGUUGUCUUUUUUUUUUAUUAUUGAAAUGGUAUACUGCCAUUUCAUCUAUAUCAGUAGUGAUUCAUAAUAAUUUUACUGUGGAUCAAAACAAUUAAAAUAACAAAGAAAUUUUAGUAUGUACUGCACUGUAUAAAACUAAUGUUGAGUACUGAUCACACGUAACAAGGUGCACACCUCUUUGCUCAGCAUUUAGACCCCAUUUGAUGAAUAGUGAAAUGAUAUAAGUUUGUUUUAAAAAUGUAUUGAAAUCACAAAUUUUAUCAUGAAUAUCUAUAUUUGAUAUUUAAAAAAUUCAUAGUAUUGUGAAUAGAAUCAAUAGACUAGAAAAUUUAAUUUUAUAUUUCCUGCUAUUAGAAACUUUUUUUUUAUGUAUUAGUACUGGUACGUUCUUAAAAAAACCAGUGCUUGCUGAUUUUAUUUUUCUUGGUAGACUAGAUAAAAAUAUGUCUCAGACAUGCUUUCGUACAGUUAAAACUACAGUAUGUUCGUUAAACAAGUGUUAAGAGAUAUUUUAUUUUCUAGUACAUUGAAUAAUACUCUCUCUCUUCAUGCACAGUGAUAUAAAAUAAAAAUAAAUCUGAAAUUUUGAAAAUGAAAAAUAUAAAACUAAGUAAAAAUAAAACAGUAAGUAUAUUUUCUAGUCAUCAAACAGCAUUAUUACUGCAAAAAUCCAGUUAAUCAUAACACAUUUGUUAGUGUGGGCAGGUGAGUGUAGGUUUUUCAACGGCUAAUUUAAAACACUAAUAAAUUUUUUUUCGUGAAGAUUUAGUUAAAAUAGUGCAGUGUAAGUGAGACAAGGGUUGUAUGUUGGCCUAUUGUACUUAUUUGGAAAAUGUGGAGGUGUACCUUGUACUUGCAAGCUUGGAUGGUGAAAGCAAUUACCAUUAAUGUACCAGAGUUGGAGUUAAGUGCUUGGUAAGUUUAUCCCAUCGUGCAACACUUAACGUAGAGUGUUUCUGUUAUUAGUGCAGUAGUCUUACCUCAGGAACAUGCCAGACAGUUUUACACAGAGGCUUUAUGGUUAAAUGGGUUUUUAAGAUUUUGUUUACAUUGAAGUCGUUGAAUAGAUUAUGCCUAGCAUGAGUAAUAAUACCAAGGCAGUUGUCAUUCAGUAUUUUGGUGGAAAUAUUUUUUCCCAAAUGAUGCUUUAUGUAUCCUAAUACCUAAUGUAUUAAUGGAAUUGAAAUGUAGCAGCAAAAAAGGUCUCAUCCCUACUUUUAAUCGACAUUUAUCAUCUAAUCUGCAACAACAAAAAUAGGCUGAAUUAAUUAAAAGGGGGGUAAUAAGAAUAACUGUAGGAUAAAGAUAAAACACUGUGUUCAGUAUGAUUCACAAUUUUCACUGUAAGUUGUAUUGAAAUUAAUUUAGGGUUCGUAGCGAAAAACAAAUGGCAAAAAAUUGAACCAUUCCAAAUAGUAUUACUGUAUUAAAAUAAUAAACACGUGUACCAAUAAUUCUGAACUGAAUUCCUGAAGCAACAUCGUCAGACUAAAUCCAUCUAUAGUUUUUAUUUUUGUUAGAGAGAAUGGUUGAAUUUUUUUCUCCCGAAGCACUUUCCUCAAUAUCUUUUUGAAGACAUGAAUAUAUGGACACAAUUUGUGAGUUAAAAAAAAGAAUCCCUACACUUUUUUACUGGCAGCUGUAGUACAUGGAUGCAAUUGGAUGCAAUUUGAUUGUCACAUAGUAAUUGAUGUGGUAUGCUAAAACCAUUCACUGAAAGUGGUUGGAAAAAAGUAAUAUUACUCUAGAAUGCUGAUUUUUACUAACCCCAGAGUUAACGAAGCACAGAUUUUACGAAUACACUCUAAAGGAACCGUUGGAAAUUCGAUAAUUUUCGACACCAAAUUAUAAGUGAUCGAAAAAAUUUGAAGGAAAUAAAUCACAAUGAAAGCUUUCUCCCCUCCUGGUAUGUCCUUGGGAAAAAUUUACAAGCUGUUAUUUGUAUUAAAAUUCCAAAAUCUGUUCACAACUAGAAGUCACUAUUCCCACAAUCGUGGGAAUAACACGAUAUGUGAAGGGCAGACAGCAUUAUAGUGCAAGAUUCUCUGUAAUGUACAGUUUAUAUGUUUGCAAUUAAUGCUGUGACUGGUUUAGCAUCUUUUAGUUAAAAGUUUCUUAGUCACUCCGUGAUUCUUCGUCUUUUCUUUGAAACCUCUGUGUUAGCUUGUUUGGAUUAUUGGGAUGUACUUUCCAUAAUAUUUGUUGAGUCGUAAAUUGUUUUAAAGUUCACGAGUCAAGGGUGUUUAGGUAGGAGAAUUUGUUGUAAAGCGACUCUUCCGAAAGCUUCGUUUGUCUUUGCAUUUUUUGUGUAUCCUGUGGUGUGCCUGUAAGGACUGCCACAUGUUGUGUGGGUAUGUAAACUUUUUUAAAACAUAAAUGCAUAGAAAUCUUAUGAGCACAAAAUAGUAUGCAUUAUAAUUUUGAAAUUUUGUAUUAACACUAUUUGUAUCAACCAAACUAUUGCACAGUUUAUUUGAAGUUAAAAAAAAUUAUGGUUUAAAAGAUUAAAAACAUCACCAGACUAAAGUAUUAUAGACAGAAUUUAUUAGUAACAUCUGUGUUUGUUCAUUUGGGCUUGUAAAAAUACUUACUACACGCAAGCAUACAAGUAACAAUUAAUUUUUUUUUUUUUUCACAAAGUUUUCAUUAAUAAUGUUUUGCUGUGUGUGAUUAUCGAUGCAUUUACUAUCGUAAAUACUUUACAUAUUUAACUUUUUAUGAGAUAGUUAAACUUAAGAUGUUUUUGAAUUUUGUGCAAAUGAAUGCACAAGUCUUAAAUGUUGACAAGUCGAGUUUCAUGAUUGGAAACGAUGGUAUUGGCCCAACUACAACUAGUUCAUUGCUGAUAGAUUAGGCCUCUGCUAUAUUCGUGUAUGGCACUUGUUACAAAUACAUUAUAUAUGUUGUUGUGUACAGAAUGACUACAUUUGUUAACAGCUUGCACAUUCCAGAGGUUAGGAGUUCAUGAUAUUUGCUUUUUUCUUGUACAGUAUAGUGGUGAACUCAUUGGAAGGUUUAAAAUUAUUUUUUUAAUAUUUGUAGCUACUACGUACAUUUGUAAUUGUAUAUUUUUUUUAUAGGGAACACUGUUUUUGUUAAUAUUUUAUGCAGUAACUUGUUAACGUCUACAGCAUUCAUAUCUUUUCAAGUGUCUGAUAUUUAUUUUCAUUGUGAGCAGAUAUUUUUCUGAAGUGACAAAUUGUGUUAGCUUUUGGAUUCAAAUGCUGAAUAUGUAUCUUUUAAGUUUUAUGAUGGGCAAAUCACUUCUAUCAUAAACAAGAUCUCUUUUUGAAGAUACCUAAACACAAGUAAAUGUUAAUUAGAUUUACGUAAAGGGUGAUCGGCAUGAGAUUUAUCGCCAUUAGGUACGCACAAAUAUCUAUUCUUUAGGUAAUGUAGUGCGUAUAAUUUUUAGUUAACCUAUAGUUCAGCUUUUUAAUGCCAUAUGUUAUAAAAUGGAAUGUGAAGUAAGGUACAUCCUUGUGAGUCAAUACUGUACUAACUUCAAACAUUCCAAUCCUGCGACUUUGUAGCCUGUUAACAAGAUCAAUAUCAUAACAAACAUCUUUAAAAAAUGUUCCCCUAUCUUUAUUUAAUUUCACAGUAAUAAAAUGUUAUAACUGGAAAUUUGGUUGUUAAAAUAAUAUUCUGAUACUAAAAGCAAAGUACUACCUCGUUAAUGAUGACAUUCUUCUUUACUUCAACAGAAACAGCACAAAUUCAUUGUAGGGAGUAGGUUGAUUGUUAGAAAAGUAUAUGGCCAAGUUUGUGGUUACAUUUUUUUCAUUAAUUUUUUUUACUUAACAAAUUAUUAUUUUUUUCUUCUGAUAUUUGGUAAAUGCCUUUAAGUUUGCAUGGAUGCCAAAGGAAGUGUGUAAGUAACAUUCCUAGUUAAACUGCAUUUUAUUGAUUCCUCGAAUCUUUCUGUCUUUCACUGUAACUGCCAUUGUCAUUAGUGCAUUGGUGUGCUAUACUGUACUGAGAGGUGAAAAUUGAAGUUCAACCAUUUUGGUUUCUGGUUGUAAGAAGUUGUUCCGCAACAAAUGUUUUUGCUGUGGAGAGUCUACUUUUACAGAUUUUAGAUGCGAUCUUCAUGUUAAUGUUUUUGCUUGUGAUACAUGCACAUUAUUAUUUCAAUAAUCAGUGUGAUUUUUUUCAUAAAUUAAAUAUAAUGCCUAACUUUUCCCACGUGAGUGCUGGUGUUUUAUGACUACAUUUUUUGUGUAAUUGAAUUGCUCAAGAUAAAUUAAUUUGACUUUUAGUAUUAUUAGUAAUAGACUUUUGUAUGCCGUGAUGUGUAUUUCUGAGAAAUUCCACUUUAUUUUUUUUGUCCUCGCAUUAUAUACAGCACCAAGUAAAUAAAGUAUAUAGUUCCUCUUCCAUGUUGUGGAAAAGUUUCGUUGUGUCUGAGAAAUGUUUCUACUAUAAACAAAUAUGUCUUUGUCUUCCCUAAUUCCACCAACUUUGCUUUGGAAAAACAACUUUUAAUUUUACGUUUUCAAUUGGUUUUGUUUUGGGGAUGUAAUUCUUGGCAAGUGGGGUAGCUAAGAAACCAUUUUGUUGUUUUACUUAUGUAUUCUGUUGUAUGUAGCUGUUGAAGUACAUAUUUUAGGACUCUCCGUUGUCGCUAUGGGUCAUUAAACUGGCUGAAACGAUGAGAAUAUGUUCAACAGUGUUAGCUGUAGCCUUUAUGGCAAUAAAUGUGAUUCAUUAUUAAGAAAAUAGUUCACUGAAAAUUGAGGCUUAAUGCUGUGAACAGCCUAAUAAAACUUGUUUAGAGUUUUUUGUAACCAUUUAACACCAGCAAUUUUAAUUAUGCAUGUAUUGUUUGUUUUCUGAACUCAAAAGAAAACUCAGUUUUCAAGAAUUGUUGAAAUAAAUAAAUUGUAAUUUAAUAGUAAUAGGACUAAAAACUUUUUUAUUUGUUUAAAUUAACUUGAUAUAAUUUUUUCUAUAUUUUGUGAUUAUUUUAUGUAUAUUGUGUUGACAUGUCAUUACGUAACAAAGCCUCUAACAAAUCUGUUUAAAAUACCAAUAUAUAUAUCAAGUAAUAUAUAAGCCAAUAUAGGCCUAUUUGAACCUAACUGGAUAUGAAUUGUUUUUUUGGUGGUGGGUUCUUCCUUUGAAAACAAUUUUUUUGUUUAGAAUUUUAGUGUAAUUGAGUGAUUUGUACAUAUAUAUAUUUUUAACCGUGUAGUGCUGUUUUGAAGUGUAAAUUGAAAGUAUGUGACGUCAUAUUGACAUCAUUAAACAUGAUUUUGACCAUA